UGUAUCUUUUGCAGUUUGGUUGACGUUUGCAAUUUCGGUUCAAUUCUCAGCGACCAAAAACGAGACCGCUCCGUUUGUGGCUCGUUUGUUGGCUUGUUGACACUACUGGUUGCUGUGCUACUGAUCAUCAUCAAUCAAGCAAGUUGUUGAUACCCACCACUUGUGUGAGGUUUGCAUGGACCCGGGCAGUUGCGUUUAUGCAAUCGCAUUGAAUUGCUAGCUAGCAAGCUAUCAGGCUUGACUGCAAGUUCAUGCCAUAGAUAAAGACAUUCAUAUACCCCGUCGAUACCGGUGUCAAACUUCUACUCAUAAAAUUGUUCCGAGAAAGAACAUCCAGCAAGCAACAACGAUGGUCAAUACAAUGAUCAGACAAUCGAGCAGUUCAUCACGCUGCUGUGAAGGACCCAGCACUGUGGAAGUCCUUCGCAAACAGGAAAUGUCCGCUUGCUACCAAUGUCGCGAUUAUCUGGAAGCUGCCGACAGCAAAGCUGAAUCCGUUACGGAAGCAACACGAGCCGAGAUGCUGGAAUGGGUCUGCAAGGUGUCUUCCUUUUUGAAGCUCAACGAUGACAUUGCCAUCACCACUGCCACACUUUUGGAUCGAUUCUCACAAACGCCCCAAGGAAACACCAUCUUAUCCUCUGUUCCCAGUUAUCGCUUGGCCACCAUGGCAUGUUUCUACUUGACGACCAAAGUGCAUGCUCAUGAAGCACAUGAUGAUUUGUGCCCUUGCACUGUGAGUGCUGAGACCAUGUCAGCCUUUAGCCAUGGACUCUUUUCAGCACAACAAGUCGAAGAGAUGGAACUUUGCAUCCUGCAAUCCAUGGGAUGGCGGACCAACCCUCCCACCGCUUUGACAUUUGUGCGAGAGUUCCUUCUACUGCUACCCUGCAGUGUCUCUUCCAAAAUGAAGGAUCACGCCUACCAGCUAUGUCAAGCUCAAAUCCAAGGAUGCAUGCUGGACUAUGAUCUCUUUGCCUUGACAGAGGCAUCUACCAUUGCCUUUUUUGCCGUCCAGAAUGCCCUGCGAACACUGGGAAUGGACGAGAUUCUGUUGAAGCACAUUGCUGCCAUUUUUUCAUACGCCACUCAUACCGACUAUACCAGUCGCUGUUCCGAACAAAUCCAAGCAGCUCUGGUGGUCGUUCGUGACAAACCAUCACCUACAUCACCUCCAUUUUUGAAGAAGCGAAGACAACAACGACGAAGGUCCUCAGCAUCGUCUACUAGUACGUCUUCUUCCUCAUCCUCCCGUCGUCGCCACCGUUGGUCAGCACGUCGCAUGGACUCCUUGGACGUGUCUCCUCGUGCUGUGGCAGUUUGAAGACGACGACGACAACCCACCCUUUUGUUCACACAAUACAACCCACGCUACCACUACUAGAGAAACAAACAUACUACUAUACCUACUGAAAAUAACUUUUAAUAAAAUACAGAAUGUAAAGCUAUCCC
Molecule: messenger RNA, 1452 nt
Organism: Seminavis robusta
Lineage: Eukaryota; Bacillariophyta; Bacillariophyceae; Naviculales; Naviculaceae
Source: the annotation of a GenBank genome assembly